CCUUUCUCUAUGUUAGAUUCAACUUGGAAAGACCACACAUGGAGACAACUUAUUUUCUCUUACUUCACUCCCCACUCAAAUAAGUUAAACUUACCUGGCUGGCCUCAUUAUUCAUGCCAAUCACACAAAAGCAAACAACACACUUGCAACACUCCGCCUCUGCCCUCCUCUUUUGCUUCUUCUUAACAAACAACUCCAAAAGUAAAAGAGAAAUAAACAAAUAUCCUGAUUAAAUGAAGAAAAAGUGCUCUAGUUUAUCAUCUCCUUGUUUUCUUCAAAUGAUAUUAGGAAGUGUUUGGUUGAUGAUAAUAUGUACAUUGGUAAAUUUGGAGAAGUUUGGUGUAAAUGCCGGAAAGCCGCCUCCCGUUGAAGUUGGGAACAUCUCUACAAUCAAUGAUGCUGUAAAUUUCAAGAUAUAUUAUGGGCACACCUUCAAAGUCAUCAAAAAUGUCAUUGAUGGAAAAAGCUAUCUUCUUAUCCAGAAUAAGUCAAGAAUGGCAGGGAGGACAAGAUACUGCACAAGUAGGAUGAAAUCCUUCGUAGUUCCAUUGUCGAAUUACUCACUUGAUACUGAUACAUUUCCAGGCUUCCCAGUUUCUUUCCUUGAGGUAAGGAUCAUUUCAUGGGCCUUUCUGCAAACUUGUCUUCUAGGUUUGCUUGGGACUUGUAAGGGUAUCACGUCGAAUGACAUGGCAUCUGAGUGUUUGUUGAAGUUAUACGAAGGAGGUGAACUUACAAUUGUAAACAAGAAUGAAACAGAACAACUUUCUCAGUUUUCUGCUUACUUUACUAGUUCAACGGAUCAACCACAAACCUGCAAUAUUGCUACAUUUCUACCAUCUUCUGAAGAUUACCCUCUUCAGCGUGCAGAGUGGAUCAAGUACAUCGCAGUGUUUGCAAACUUGGAAUUCAGAGCAAACUCUAUUUAUGAUGCAGUUAAGCAAAAUUACCUGUGCUUGGCCAAUAUAUCAACAAGCAGAGCAUCAUCCUUCAAACCUGUUGUUGCUUGGAUGUAUUAUGAAGAUGGUAUAUGGUCCUUCACAACAGAAGCCUACAAAGCGAAGUUUGUGCAAGAUGCAGGUGGAGAGAAUAUCGAUACCUCCAUCAACAAAAUAACCUACAACAUAUCAAUUCCUGAUGAUUUGGACCAACUUCAUGCUAUCUUAUGUUCGGUGGAUGUGGUGAUUGAUGAAACAUACACGUUGGACCCAGUUGCAUACAACAUUACUACAUUCCUCGAAAAUGUUGGAGUAGAGGAUCAAUCUUGCUUUGCUUUUUUAACAAACGAAAGUGUAUGGAGAUAUGACAAGAAAAUUCAGAAUAACACUUCACUUGGAACAACAAAUCCCUCGGGUUGCUUCAUGUAUAUCUCUUCUUCAAGAUCUCCGUGAAGAAAAGCAGUUUUGACAUCGAGUUGCUCUAAGUCCAUGUCAAACAUAGCAACUAAUGCAAGAAGGACUCUAAUAGAGGUAUGAGGUACAAUAGAAGAGAAAAUUCCAUUAAAGUCAAUAGCUUCUAUUUUAUUGCAGUGUUUAACAAUAAGGUGUGCCUUCUAUCUUGCAGUUUUGACUCGGGAAUUCCUUCCUUUUGCUUGUAAAUCCAUCUAUAUGUAAGCACCUUUUGGCCUUUAGGUAGCUUUACCAGAUCCCAAGUGCCAUUCUUGUGGAGACUUUCAAUGUCCUCAUUAGCCACGAGCCAAUUAGGUGAAUUUGGAUCCGAGAUGGCUUCAGAAUAAGUAGAUGGCUCGACCCCAACUAGAGUUUCUUCACCUAGUGUGAGAGCGUAGGCAACCACUUACUCCUCUUCUGGAUAUCUCGCAGAUCUCUUUUGUCGCGUUCUCGGACGAUCUCUUGCGAGAUUAUAAUCAGGUUGUUGUAGCUGCCUCGAAUCAGUGAUGAUUGGAACAUAAUCAUCAUCAUGUUCUUGAUUAAUGGAUUGUGAGCCUAAGGAAGAUCCAACAUCAA
This is a messenger RNA of Beta vulgaris subsp. vulgaris (sugar beet), 1964 nucleotides long. RefSeq lists its product as uncharacterized. The transcript is spliced from 10 exons. Lineage: Eukaryota; Viridiplantae; Streptophyta; Magnoliopsida; Caryophyllales; Amaranthaceae. The coding region runs from base 234 to 1391 and encodes 385 amino acids. The record is from RefSeq and is a predicted model, not a curated record.